Fonsecaea erecta is the source of this 2052-nucleotide messenger RNA. RefSeq lists its product as hypothetical. Gene Ontology annotation, molecular function: RNA binding. The transcript is spliced from 2 exons. Bases 1 to 2052 code for a protein of 683 amino acids. The record is from RefSeq and is a predicted model, not a curated record. NCBI's taxonomy places the organism in Eukaryota, Fungi, Ascomycota, Eurotiomycetes, Chaetothyriales, Herpotrichiellaceae.
AUGGAUCUGAGUAGCAAGAGGCGCAAACUCUCCAAUGGCAGCUAUGAAGCCGUCGCUCCAGAAGCUGACCAUCAAAUCGAAAACACAAGUGCUAAAUCCAAGGAGCAGAGACGCUCACUCUUCGUCCGCUCUCUACCUGCUUCCGUAACCACAGAGCGACUCACAGAAUACUUCUCUCAGUCCUUCCCUCUCAAACAUGCCACAGUCGUCCUGGACCCCCAGACAAAGAUCUCCCGAGGAUUCGGCUUCGUCACCUUCGCCGAUGCAGAGGACGCGCAGGCUGCUGUUGCACAAUUCAACAACUCAGUGCUAGAUGGGAGGAAGAUCAAAGUUGAGCUGGCUGAAGCAAGACACCGUGAUGCAGACAUUGGUGCCAAGAGCAGCGUCAAUACUACAGCCGUACAACUUCGUGCACAGCGAGAAAAGAACCAAGCAGAGACCCAGCCUCCAAAGUUGAUUGUCAGAAACCUGCCAUGGAGUAUCAAGACGGCUGAAGAUCUCUCGCUGUUAUUCCGCAGUUAUGGCAAGGUCAAGCAUGCGGUCGUGCCAAAGAAGGGUCCUAAGGAACAGUACGGGUUCGGGAUUGUUGUCCUACGAGGGAAAAAGAAUGCUGAGAGGGCACUUGCGGGGGUCAAUGGGAAGGAAGUUGGCGGGCGCACGUUAGCCGUGGAUUGGGCUGUCGACAAGAAAACUUGGGAAGAGUUGCAACAUGCUCGCCCAAAGUCUGCGACACCAACCCAGGACAAACCGAGUGCGGUUGAUCCUAACGAGGAUGACACCAAAACGGACGGCGCUGUGGAGGGCGACGCAGAAUCCGGAAACGAGGCACCGGAUGAUGAAGAUCUCGAUGAUAUAAGUGAAUUGGUAGGAGAUUCUGAAGAAGAGUCUCUUGAUGGAAUCAGCGCGGAAAGCGACGAAGAGCAUAUACUGUCGGAAACGGACAGUGCGGCUUCGCACCCCGAAUCACGCGACAGCACAGGUUUCGUGUGUUUCUUCAAUAUUGACGAUGCGAAAUCCUGUGUCAAAAACGCCCCAAAGCACGAGAUGCCAUCUGAACAUGCAAAAGAUGACAAGAGACGACAGAGGGAAGGGUUGAAGCAUUCCAUCCUUGAGAACGAAGCAGCAGAUCCGUCUGGUCGCUAUACACUCGAAGGGCGUGUUCUCCAGGUUUCUCGAGCUCUUAGCCGCGAAGAUGCAGAACGGCGGGCGAGUGAGGCCAGUGAAAAGAGAGAUGCCCGAGAUCGAGAUAGACGACGCCUGUACCUGCUUUCGGAAGGUUCCAUCCCGAAGGGAUCGAGGCUCUACGAGCAGCUGGGCAAGGCGGAGAUCGAUAUCAGAGAGAGCAGUUCUCGGCAACGGCAGCGAUUAAUCAAAAGCAACCCGAACCUAUGCCUGAGUUUGACCCGCUUGAGUGUGAGAAAUCUACCCCGAGGAAUCGGCAGCAAGGAAUUGAAGGCAUUGGCUCGUGAGGCAGUAGUCGGAUUUGCCAAGGACGUCAAGGCUGGCCUCCGACAGCCUUUGAGUAAAGAAGAGCUACGGCGGGGUGGUAGCGAGAUGCAAGAAGCUGAGCGCCGACGCAAGCUGUCUGGCAAAGGGAUUGUCAAACAAGCGAAAGUUGUGUUUGAAGACAAAGAGGGAAGCAAGGUCAAGGAAGGCGCCGGUCGGAGCCGAGGCUAUGGCUUCAUUGAAUAUGUUGGUCAUCGGAAUGCUCUGGCCGGCCUUCGGUGGCUCAAUGGGCACAUGGUCAAGUCCCAGAAUGCUGGCGCCGAAAGAGGGAAACGCCUGAUCGUGGAGUUUGCCAUCGAGAACGCCCAGGUUAUCCAGCGGAGGAAUGAAAGAGAACAGAAGGCCAGAGACAACAAGCAAGAAAAGUCACAGAGGAGCGCCAGUGUUAACAAGAAGCGGAAGCGUGGUGACAAGAACGAUGAUGGAUCAUCCUCCAAGACAGCUAAAGGCCCGGAGCCGGUUGAGCCGGAGGAGAAGAAUCGCAUUGCGAAGAGGAAUCGCAUCAUUGCAAAGAAGCGGCAAGCCAGGAAAGCACGGAAAGGUUGA